Lodderomyces beijingensis is the source of this 876-nucleotide messenger RNA. NCBI's taxonomy places the organism in Eukaryota, Fungi, Ascomycota, Pichiomycetes, Serinales, Debaryomycetaceae. The record is from the annotation of a GenBank genome assembly.
AUGACCUUUUUAGAUCAGUCAUAUUUGCAAACAAGUGUAUGGAAACCGGACUUGUUCAAAGGUAAAGUCGUGUUUGUCACGGGGGGAGCAGGAUCCAUCUGCCGAGUGCAGACGGAAGCCAUGGUUUUGUUGGGAGCCAAUGCGGCUAUCGUUGGCAGAAACCAGCAAAAGACGGAUGAAGCAGCCAAAGAUAUACAGUCGUUGAGAGCCGGCUCCAAGGUUGUGUCGUUGCCCAAUGUCGAUGUGAGAGACGUCAAGCAGUUGAGUGCUGCAGUUGAAAAGACUGUGGCUGAAUUGGGCAGAAUCGACUAUGUCGUUGCCGGUGCCGCCGGCAACUUUUUAGCUGAUUUCAACCACUUGUCGUCCAAUGCAUUCAAGUCUGUCAUUGACAUUGAUCUCCUUGGCUCGUAUAACACGGUCAAGGCCUGUUUUCAAGAAUUGAGGAAAAACAAAGGCGCCAUUAUCUUCGUUAGUGCCACUUUGCACUACUACGGUGUGCCAUUCCAAAUCCAUGUUGGUGCAGCCAAGGCUGGUGUUGACGCACUUUCAAAUGCUCUCGCGGUGGAGUUGGGUCCCAUCGGAGUCAGAUCCAACUGCAUCGCACCUGGACCAAUUGACGACACCGAGGGUAUGUCCAGAUUGGGACGUGGCGAGAAGGACGCUGCGAUUGCAAGAGUUCCCAUGCAGAGGUUUGGCACUAAGCAGGAUAUUGCUGAUGCUACCGUAUAUUUAUUUUCCCCUGCAGCAACUUAUGUCAACGGCGAUGUGCUAGUAGUUGACGGUGGUGCUUGGCAAGUGGGACAGGGCGCCGGUCAAAAGGACUAUCCUGUUACGUUGAAGAAAUAUUUCGAUGCCCCAAAGGGAGCCAAAUUAUAG